Arabidopsis lyrata subsp. lyrata is the source of this 1908-nucleotide messenger RNA. RefSeq lists its product as uncharacterized. NCBI's taxonomy places the organism in Eukaryota, Viridiplantae, Streptophyta, Magnoliopsida, Brassicales, Brassicaceae. Bases 171 to 1730 code for a protein of 519 amino acids. The record is from RefSeq and is a predicted model, not a curated record. The transcript has a single exon. Gene Ontology annotation, molecular function: RNA-DNA hybrid ribonuclease activity; nucleic acid binding.
CAGGCACGAAGACCAAGAAGACCCAAGCUCAACGAAAUGAGCCCUUUCCACCGACGUUCCUCCACCGGCAGCCUCCACUUGUGAGCGAACUUUGCUUAUAAGGUUAGAUCUCUCAGGUGGACCUCUUUUCCGGUGACGUGGCGGUUUUUCCGGCGAGUUUACUACCUGAGAUGACUACCUUCUCUCUCCCGAUGUCGAGCCUCUCUCGUUGCGUACCGAUGUCUUCGGGUUCUUUCUCUAGUCUGAGAUCUCCUUCAGCACCACCAUCGGAGCCUCCGUCCCCACCAACUCCGCCUGAACCACCGGAUCCGCCGGAUCUUCAGAUCUGCCUCUCAUCCGGUGAUGCUCUUGUUCAGCUGCUUCUCCUUCAACAUCCCACCGGUCUUCAACGAAGUCACAUCGGUUCCGAGCGCCCAUCUCCGCUGCCCUCGAGAACUGCUCCACCUUGCCGGAAGAAUGCUCCUCUGUCCAUCACCGUACUUGCUCGCCGCCGUCACUUGCUCCUCUCUCCACAUUUCUCAAACAUGAACCUAGGGUUUCACUAUUUGGGCCAAAUUUGGGAUAAUUUUCUAUUGGGCCAUGGUUGCUUAUUGGGCCAAAAGAGUGGGGUUUUCUUAUUGGGCCUUACUUUCCCAAGACUCAGCCCACCUUUUUCCUUUUAUCGUGUCUUCUCUUGUCUCGUCUCCCUACUCUGCUGCAAGCCAUCUCAAUCUCAUAAUCUCGUCGUCGCCAUCAACUUACCUCCUCAGAAGUUUCCCCAGGUAUGCUCUUACUCUUCACCCUCUAAUUCUUCUCAGAUUGGAAGGGUUUGGAUGUUGGUAGAGUUUGUGGCUCUUGUUUUGUGGAAUUUUGAUAUAGCUCAUUCGUCUUCGAUGAGCUUGGAUACUUUUGUGUCUACAUUUGUGCUCUCUUGUAGCACCUUUAUCGUUUUGAUGCGAUCAUUUACCGCAGUAUGCGGAUUCUGGCUCGAUUUGGCUAUGUUAAAAGUUGUCUCGUCGCAACUUGGACAAAGUUCUCUGAGUUUAGAAAACCGACCAGGUUUCCUGGUUCAUUGGGGCUAUCAUAGCCCUCAUCUCUCCUUUAUGGAGUUUAUUAUCUUUCCAACGACCUCACUUGUAUUUAGUGAUAGUGUUACAGGAAGCAUUGAGUGCAAGACUGUUCUGCUUGAAGUAGAAGCGAGAAAUCUACUGGUGUUUGGAAACCGUGCUUUUUCUGAGGAGGACACUGCUUUGAAAGCCAUAACUGCGGCAAAGGAAUGGCAGGAGGCAAACCUUGCAGUCCAUGGCCAAUCGCGGAACAGAGCACAAGCUGUACCUCUUAUUGAGGAUAUACCAACUCCACUACCUCACUCAGAGGAUCCUUCUCUCAUUUUACCUCUUAUUGAGGCUCUUUCUCUCAAUUUACCUCUUAUUGAGGCUCCUUUUCACAGAAUUCCUCGCGAUGAGGUUUUUUCUUGCUACACGGAUGCAGCUUGGAUCGCAUCCUCUGGCUCCUGCGGUAUGGGAUGGAUUUUCAAGACUCAAGAUCAUCGAGUUAUCCAUCAGGGCUCGGCAACUCGCCUCCAUACACCAUCGGCUCUAGCUGCUGAAGCUUUGGCCUUGAGAUCAGCGCUGAUCGCAGCGUCUAGAAUGGAAUUCACCUCCAUCAAAGUUUUUUCGGACUCGCAAGUCCUCAUAUCUCUGCUAAAUACAGAGACCUCUACGAACGAGCUUCCAAGGGAUUCUCCAUGACAUUGCCUUCUUUAGUCGUUCGCUAUCAUCUAUCAAGUUUCCUUUUGUUCCACGCAAGUCUAAUAUGUUAGCUGAUGCAUUGGCAAAGGCUGCCUUAUCUUCUUUACCUGUUUUAACUACUUCUGCUUUGUAAGAAUCGUCUAUUUAUCUAUAAAACCAGUUUGACCAAAAAAAAAAA